GAUUAUUGUUCUCCACCCAACCAAAUGAAAAGCAAAAAUAGAUAAUUGUUUAAAUACAAAAAUCCCUAUCUACUGAUCACCGACAACGGAGCAAACCGUUGAACCCAUUGCAAUUUCCGUCCACUUCUCUUCCAGUCUGCCCCUAGUUCCUUACAAAAUCCCCACUCCGGUCAUGUUUCCGAUGACCCGAUCCGUCCCGUCAAACCCCAAAUCCUGUAGCCUGUAGGGCCUCUAUCUUCUUUUUGCAGCAUCCAUAGCUGUUUCUGCAACAACAAUGUCGCAAAACCUCAUCACAGCCUCCAACUCUCAUUGUCGGGUUGGAAGCUUUAGCCUCUACCCGCAAACUCGUUUGGAGAAAUCCAGAGGAAUCUCUCUUUCCCUCAAACCCUUUACCCUGCGGGUCCAACCUCCCAGAACCCAUUUUCCCAAUUUGGAAUUUCUUAAGACCCGCCAAAGGUACGUCGUUAGGGCCUUCGAAUUGGAAGCAACCGAGAAACCUGUGCCCGACAAAAGAUUCGAUUUUGAUGCUUUCUUAUCAGUUCUUGAAUUCCUGUGCUUGGCCUCCUCGGCGGCUGCGUCAAUUGCAGUUGCGGUGAAUUCUUGGGUUUUCCGGCAGCAUAACUGGGUCGGGUUCCCGUUUCUGGUAGGACAGUGUGCGGUGCUGGCUGGUGGAAUGCUAAUCGGCGCCUUAAUUAGGAGGCGGCAGUGGCGGAGGAUUUGUAACGUUGACUUUUCAAAGUCCAGCAAGGGUUCAGAUGGGUUUAAUCUUGUAGAGAGGAUUGAGAAGCUGGAAGAAGAUUCCCGGAGCUCCAUGAAGAUAAUUCGGGUGUUAUCAAGGCAGCUCGAGAAGCUAGGGACUCGUUUUCGGAUUAAAAUGAGGAGUUUGAAGGAUCCUAUUAUGGAGACAGCUGCAUUGGCCCAGAAGAACUCUGAGGCUACAAGAGCAUUGGCAGUGCAAGGGGAAACUCUUGAGAAGGAGUUUGUUGAAAUACAAAACAUCCUACUGGCAAUGCAAGUAUGAAUAUCUCCCUGUCUCGGAUACCAAUUUUCAUUUUUUGUAAGGGAUAAUCAACAUAACAAGCUUAUUUUUUUAACUUGGAGCAUGAAUGGCCAUAGGAUCUGUUUGAACAAUGGAAUAGACAGACACACUGAAGGCGCCCUCAUACAGUCACACUUCACAGUUCACACACAUAAACAAGUACAAUUUGUCAUGGUGAGAUGAUCUUGAGGUUUGUCCAAUCAACGUUGGUGACAGGCCCCAUACAUCGAAUAGCUGAGAUCAGGUGGACACUAUGACGCGUAGCAAAAGAUCCUAUCCCGCCACACAUAGCUGAAAUUUAUAUAAACAUGCGUGUGCAACAGCUAAAAAUAUAUACAAAGACCCGCUCAAAAUAGGAGUAAAAUAUAGGAAAAGUUCCAAAGUAAGACUAGGUAUGUGUUCUUCCCAAAACAGGACAUAUUUGAUACUAUUAAAAGAAUAAAAGCAUAAAACAUCCCUUUAGAGGAGUGCAUGAGUCCUAUUUUUAGAAUAAAACAGGUGUACUUCUAUUUGACAAAUUUUGGUAUCUUUUACUCCUAUUUAGGAAAUUUUCUCUUUGAUUACUACGUAGUAACUAAUAACCUUGUACCUCAUCACCUGUGAUUGUAGCUAUGGCUUUUUCUGUGUAAGUUAAGUAGUUCAAAUUAGUACAAUAGUCUUUCCUUAAUGUAGUCAGCCCAGUGGGAAAUGCUGAAGCUCUGUUUGGAACAAUCAACAACAUCCAAGCCUUAACCCCAAAAGAUUUUGGGGUUACCUCUGUUUGGAACAUGGAAAGAAAAUGAGGAAGAUAAAGAUGAAAUGUGGAAGAAAGGAAAAUUUGGUGGGAAAAACAUCCGUUCGAACUCAACAAACUAAUGAUAUUUGUUCAAAGUAAUUAAUGUGUAUAUAUAUAUAUAUAGAGAGAGAGAGAGAGAAAACUUCAUGUCAGCCCGUCAGGCCGGCCUGAUGAGAAGAGCCCUCUAUAUAUAUAUAUAUUUCUAUUGUAUAUAGACUAAGAAACCUGAAUAAUCUGUAAAUCAAAAAAAUCAAAUGAUGUUUUCAUUGAAUAUUCCGAGUUAAAACUAAACAUAAAGAAACAUUUUCUGCCGCACCCUACCAUUUUCCAGGCUGCAAACAUAGCUCUAGUAUAGAUAUAUACUUCUGUAUAAUGAAAACAAGAUGGAUAAUUGCAUUUAUUUUCUCCGUCAAGUUAAUUAUUGUUGGAUCUUGUCAAACAAUAUGAUAUUUGUUGUCAUUCUUUCUUAUAUUUAUAUAUUAUAUUAGCUAUCGUUCUUUCUAGCACCCCCACGAUGGACUUGUGACCUCAUAAUGGAUUUUCAUUGUACAGAAUACACCUUAACAUGUUUAAUGAUGGAUCUCACCUUCCACUGCAUUCAUAAACAUAUCUGCAGGACCAACAACAGAAGCAAUUUGAACUUAUUCUUGCAAUUGGGAAAAUUAGCAAGUCAAGGGAUGAUGACAUGAAAGGACCCUGCCAAGAUCAUAGCCAAAGUCAAGAUGCACCACCUAACACAACGAAUUCAGCUGUCGAGGAAGUUCCCGAUAUGAUACUGAACUAAAAUGCAAAGUUUGAGUGGGAAAAAUGAAUCUAGAAAUAGGGAGGGGGGGGGCUCUUGAUUCUAAGAGGCAGAGAUGACAAAAGUUGAUAGGUGUGCUUUGGUAAAGGUUGAAGCCAGGUAAUAAUCCUUUGAAGCCAAUUUGAAGUCAUUGGAUUUGGCAUAUGAAGAUUGACCCAAUUUGUGAGUUGAAGAGGGACAGAUGGAAAUAAACCGGAAAGGAAAACUGAAAGAAAGCACUGAUUUUAGUUUUGGAUAUAUGGAUAGAUUACACUAUAUUUUUGUUAUUAUUGUGGGAAGCAUUUAUUGUUAUAUUUUCUAGAGUUGACAGUUUCAGAAGAAAUGAGGAAGACUCUCAUUUGUGUGUUCUCCAGUGUCCAUAUUUUGCUCUCCGUGUCUUGAUAUUUUUUUCAUUAAAAUGAAAAGAGCUUUUCGAUUAUGUCAGUUGAGGUUGCGAGAGCAGGGCAUAUAGCGUGAAACUUUGCCUAUACUUUAUCCUCACAAAUUUAUAGAGCUUGUUAAUUUAUAGGAAAAU
Molecule: messenger RNA, 3130 nt
Organism: Cuscuta epithymum
Lineage: Eukaryota; Viridiplantae; Streptophyta; Magnoliopsida; Solanales; Convolvulaceae
Source: the annotation of a GenBank genome assembly